GUCUAAUAUAGAUGAAUGGAUAAUAUGAGGUUACGUUUAUCUAGACUAGAGAAAUAGUUGUUAUUUGUUGUUCUUCCGUGAUAUAUUUUUCAUGAAUCCAGUCCGCUAACACUAAGUUAUAUGCUGAAGAAUAACUUCAUGUGGCCAUGUACGAUCAUUAUCGUUAUAAAUUUGGAAGUUGAUUGAUGAUUGUUACUCAUCGAACGAUUGAAGAUGCUUACAUCUCCUUUGCCUGCCGAAGACUUUAAAGGCUUCGCUGCACACCAAAAGAAUUUGCUUUUGGAAGAGACCGAGUUGUUUUUUAAGCGUCACAACUUACAUUUGAAGAAAUACAUUUUGCCUGUUUCUCUUCCGGAUUGGGCUGAAUCGUUGGAUCAAGUCCUUGACACCGGGGUUGAGCACGAACCAUAUACUACCAUAUACAGGCACCAACAUUUUUUAAAGGCCCGUGUACUACGCAAUUGGUCAUAUAUAGAAACAAUUUGGAAUGCCGCAGCUCACCCGAGAAAUCGAAACAUCCCUUUUGAUUUACGUCCCUUGACAAGGGAGAUAUUAAACCAGCUUGACGCAACUAACACCGAUCUUGUGGAUCCGGAAUUUUCAGGUUUACUUGUCACGCUGAACACCGAGCCUUAUGUUACAGCAAAACCGUCUGAUGCUUCUGAAGCAGCAAAAAGUGAUAACCCCAAUUCUUCCGAACAAGCUGCUCCGAACACCAGCACUUUAAAUGGUGCUACCGGUCAAGAUGGCAACAUCCAGGGUAAACCGCGUCUUUCGCAUGGUGAUGUUCAAGCUAAAAGUAAGGUAAUUGCUGGUGCUAUCGUCGAAUGUCUAAUGACCAACGAAAGAUGUAUCAGAUCUAUUUGGAUGCAUCCUCAUCUUUCAAAGCACAGUUCAAGGGUGUUGUUACAGGCUUUUCUUCCCAGACUUAUGCUUGAGAUAUUUGAAGUCCCCCCUGUAAUGACGGAAAAGGGUCCAUCACAAUACCACAAAUUUGCUUAUGUCAUGCAUAAUGAUUUGGACAUGUUUCCAAGGCAAUGCUGGCUAUUAUUCGCAAGUAUUAAGAAAAUGUCCUUGCCUCGUCAUUACGAACCAUCUAUGUUCGAUGAGCACCCAGUUGAAUUGGAAUAUGGUGAGUGUCACAAUGAUGAAGUAGGUCAAUAUCUGCUUCCUGAGUGUCCAGGUAAAGUAGAAGAGGGCGUUUUGGCGUCAGUAGGUACCGAAAAUUCAGUUCGCACUGUCGCGUGCAAGUGCUACACUGAGAAGAUUAAGAAGAGUGUAGACACCCAAGCUUGGUUGGACCGUCUGGUUGGGUGUUCUGAAGGCUACAUGUGCGUUUUACUACCUAAACGGAGUGAACGUGAGCUACUUGGUUUAGCUCCUCGUGAUGGAUGGCGUGACCUAAUUGUGGAUGGGUUGGACAGAGCGUUGCUUGAGGAGUUGUUGGAUCUCCUGCCGAUAGAUUCGCGCGACAGGUUUUCUCACCUUUACGACCCAUCGAUAGCUACGGUUAAUCUGCGUUGCAACGCUAAUCUCAACAGCGAUCUUGAAGAAUGGUGUAAGCUACGCAGCAGCGACUUAGUUGACAUUACGAGUGACACAGAGGCUUAUAUGAACACCUCCACUAUUGAAGAAUACAACAUGACAACAAGCGGCAAGCGUGCGCGAUCCCGCGUUUAGUAAA
Messenger RNA from Babesia bovis T2Bo, 1684 nucleotides. RefSeq lists its product as uncharacterized. The record is from RefSeq and is a predicted model, not a curated record. The transcript has 3 exons. Bases 214 to 1680 code for a protein of 488 amino acids. NCBI's taxonomy places the organism in Eukaryota, Apicomplexa, Aconoidasida, Piroplasmida, Babesiidae.